GCUUGAUCCGGUGUGGGGUAGGCCUGGGCUGGAUCUGAGGGAAGUCGGGGCGCGGGCCAGUCGCUGCGGAAGGGGCGUGGGGAGCCUCGGUCCUGCGAUCCCCCGACACGCGCGACGCCGCCUUCCCCGUGCUUUUCUCCACUAGCAUGGGGCGCAAGUUGGACCCUACGAAGGAGAAGCGCGGGCCCGGCCGGAAGGCCCGAAAACAGAGGGGCGCCGAGACCGAGCUGGCCAGAUUCCUGCCUGCCGCUGGUGAUGAAAAUUCCAAGAGACUGUCUAGUCGUGCUAGAAAGAGGGCAGCCAAGAGGAGGUUGGGGUCUGUUGAAGCCUCUAAGACAAAUGAGUCUCUGGGGACCAAACCGUCACCUGGAAAGCUACCGAAAGAAGCAGUCCAGACACCCGGUAAGAAGGGAACACAGGCUUUAUUUAACGCUGCUCGAGAUAAGAAGCAUCCAGUACCAGCGCACAGCAGUGAUGAGGAAGAGGACUCUGAAGAUGAUGGCACAGUGGAGCAGAGAGACCUGUGGGGCUCUGAGGACAGUGAUGCUGAUAUGGUAGAUGACUAUGGAGUGGACUCGGACUCAGAGGAGGCUGAUGGGGAAGAGCUGCUGCCCAUUGAAAGAGCUGCUCAGAAGCAGAAGGCUUGGGAAGCUGCUGCUGGGGCCCAGUGGAGUGAGGAGGAAACUGAUGAAGAGGAUGAGGAGGGGAUGUCCCCUGAGUCAGGCCCCACAAAGGAUGAGGCAGAGGGGGGCCUGCAGAUCAAUGUGGAUGAGGAAGAGUUUGUGCUGCCCCCUGCUGGGGAGCUGGACCUGGAUGCACAAGCUCCAGACCUGCAGCGAGUUCACAAGAGGAUCCAGGAUAUAGUAGGAGUACUACGUGAUUUUGGGGCGCAGCGGGAAGAAGGCCGGUCUCGUCCUGAGUAUCUGGGCCGGCUUCAGAAGGAUCUGGCCACUUACUACUCCUAUGGGGACUUCCUGCUCGGGAAGCUGGUGGAGCUCUUCCCUGCGCCUGAGCUCAUAGAGUUCUUGGAAGCUAAUGAAGUCCCUCGGCCCAUUACCCUCAGGACCAAUACCUUGAAAACACGGCGCCGAGACCUUGCCCAGGCACUGAUCAAUCGUGGGGUUAACCUGGAUCCCUUGGGCAAGUGGUCCAAGACUGGACUUGUGGUGUAUGAUUCUUCGGUGCCUAUUGGGGCCACUCCUGAGUACCUGGCCGGGCACUACAUGCUGCAGGGAGCCUCCAGCAUGCUGCCUGUCAUGGCCUUGGCACCCCAGGAACACGAGUGGAUCCUGGACAUGUGCUGUGCACCUGGAGGGAAAACCAGCUACAUAGCCCAGCUGAUGAAGAACACGGGUGUGAUCCUUGCCAACGAUGCCAAUGCCGAGCGACUCAAGAGCGUUGUGGGCAACCUGCACCGGCUGGGAGUCACCAACGCCAUUAUCAGCCAUUACGAUGGGCGCCAGUUCCCUAAGGUAGUAGGUGGCUUUGACCGUGUCCUGUUGGAUGCUCCCUGCAGUGGCACUGGGAUCAUCUCCAAGGACCCCGCUGUGAAGACGAAUAAGGAUGAGAAGGACGUCCUGCGCUGUGCCCACCUGCAGAAAGAGCUGCUCCUCAGCGCCAUCGACUCUGUCAACGCCACCUCCAAGACGGGUGGCUACCUCGUGUACUGCACCUGCUCUGUCAUGGUGGAAGAGAACGAGUGGGUGGUGGAUUAUGCCCUGAAAAAGAGGAGCGUACGGCUGGUGCCCACAGGGCUAGAUUUUGGUCAGGAAGGUUUUACCCGUUUUCGAGAAAGACGGUUUCACCCCACUCUGCGCUCCACUCGGCGUUUCUACCCUCACACCCACAAUAUGGAUGGUUUCUUCAUUGCCAAGUUCAAGAAAUUCUCCAAUUCAAUCCCCCAGGCUGGAACAGGGAAUUCUGCAACAGGCACCUCUACAGACCUAGAUUCGCCAGACUUGAAGGGUCAGAUCCCUCCCAAGUCUGAGAACAGCAGCCAGCCAGCCAAGAAAGCCAAAGUGGCCACCGAGGCAAAGCAGCCAUUGCAGAAGCGUCAGCGUUCCAACAAGGCGUCCUUCCAAAAGCUGAAUGGGGUCUCCAAAGGGGCAGAAUCGGAACUGUGCACUGUACCUUCCAUCACGAAGGUCCAAGCGUCCUCCAGGCUCCAGGGCAGCAGUAAGCUCCCUGGAAAAGCUGAUGUGACCAGGGAACCAAAGAUGACUGGGAAGCUAAAGAAAUUGCGUUUCUCCAAGAAAGCGGCUUCCCCGAGACAGUCUGCUCUGUUCAAGGGCAGGGACACAGGAACACCUGCUGUGCAGCCCCUCUCCGAGACUCAGGCCACCCCCAGGCUGAAGGACCGUGGUCAGACCCUGGGGAAGGCCAAAGGGGCUGGGAAGGCGAAACAGCAGUUCCCAGAGGAGCCUGGGAAGAAAGCCAAAUUCCAGGACAGUGGCACUCCCGAGGGCCCUCAGGUCCCCACUCAGGUCCCGACUGUGACCCCGCGCAGGUCCGGCCGGCCCCCACCAGCGAAGAGGAGGAAGGGCGCCAGCCAGCAGCUGUUCUAGGCGGUGAAAACUGGCCUGGGCUGGCUCACUGUCACAGUCGGGAUCCUUCCUUCCUUCCCCCGUGCCUCACAUGAGAUUUGAUACCUUAUCA
Molecule: messenger RNA, 2655 nt
Organism: Heterocephalus glaber (naked mole-rat)
Lineage: Eukaryota; Metazoa; Chordata; Mammalia; Rodentia; Bathyergidae
Gene: Nop2
Product: NOP2 nucleolar protein
Biological process (GO): maturation of LSU-rRNA; rRNA base methylation
Cellular component (GO): nucleolus
Molecular function (GO): RNA binding; rRNA (cytosine-C5-)-methyltransferase activity
Source: RefSeq, a predicted model, not a curated record